CUUAGGUCUUGAAGACCGUCUUAGGUCUGGAAGAUCUGGUGAAGGAAGAUCAAGAUCUUUGCUCCAUCUGUUGCAUCGAUAUCUCUGUUUCCAUCUCUGUCGCCAGGUCGAAAUGAAGAUUCACUCUAUCUCUCCAGGCAUACAACUCAAUUAUUCCCCUCUACGCCUCAACGCAUUCCCUUGUGACAGUUUCCAAUUUUCCUAGUUUCUUUAGGAGAAAUUUUUUUGAAUGAAUUUGUUUGGGAGAAAUUUGAAUUUGUUUCAAUCAUUAAUCAAUUUCAAUUGAGAAGGUGGUCGAAAAGUUGUAAAAAUCACUACUACUUCUAGAAAUUCUUCGAAUUUUUCGCCAAUCAAAUUUUCCUUUUCAAACUAGUUACGCGGUCAUUGCCAAACCGCAAAUAUAGGAACGGGAAGGUUCUUCAACAAGUUGUAUAUGUAGAUUUUACAUAAAAUCAUAGGAGAUGUUGUAUUUGUUCUAAAGACGAGAAGAUUGAUAGUUCGUGUAGCUGUAGUUCGAUUCCCACGUGUGGUAGUUGUAAGUUCGUACCUAGGACGAGGAGGAUAACAACAUAAGUAGACAGUUAGGACUUUGUAUAAUUACUGGCUUCACGACCCUAAAGAACGGAUUGCAAUGCAAAGCCCGCACCACAUACCGACGACAUGCCGCCACUGCCCAGCAGCUGCGCGCCGCCUGCCUCAUUAAACAGAAUGCCCUCGUCGCCUACUUGAUUGCCCUGAGGACGAUCUCUUCCAGGAUCAAUGUCCUUGAAGUAAGCCCGCCACUGCUACCGCCCGCGCCAGAAACACUAAACACAUAUUAGACCAAGAAGAUGAAAGGGAAACGCCAUUUCUCAGCCCAUGCAAUCCGUUCGAAAUUCAAAUGGUGCCAACAUUUUUAGCUCCAAUUCUUUCAUUCUUUGAUUUAAGGUAAAAAUAAAGAAGAUAAAGAUUUUUCAUACAUUUAUUAAAUCUUCUAGCUGCACUACUUGUGGUUGACAUAGUAGAUCUUCAUUACCAUCAUCAACUCCAAGCAGAGCAUCAACAUCAUGACGGCUGCUCAGCAAGUGGCUGCGGAUGCUAACCCAGGAGCUAGCGAUGUGCAUGUUCCGCUGAGUCCAUCCGCAGACCGCGGAAAUGACGAAGUCCUCUUGAACUUAAGGCUACAAGAAAUGCAUAUCGAUCUUGACAGGCAUCUUCGUUCCCUUUGAUCACAACGCCAGAACCUUUCAUCUUGAUAAACAAAGGGGAACAAGGGGGAUUUUUAUCACUCAUCUUGAUAAACAAAGGGGAACAAGGGGGAUUAUCAGGAGUCAUCUUGAUAAACAAAGGGGAACAAGGGGAAUUAAUAUCAGUGAUCUUGAUAAACAAAGGGGAACAAGGGGGAUUAUCACUCAUCUUGAUAAGCAAAGGGGAACGAAGGGAGAUGCCUGUGUUCCGUUUUCAAGAGAAAACAAAGGGGAACGAAGGGAGAUGCCUGUCGUGAAGAUGGAUUUCUCCUCCUAGUUCUUCUAAUAGUCGCUGACAAGAUCCAAGUGGAAGGAGAGCAUGUGCGCGCGGACGAGGAAGAAGAGGAUGAUAUCAUCUGUCAGGAGAUCGGGUCUCCGAGAGAAGGAGAUGACGACCUCACAGGAGGAAUUAGCUUGGAUGAGGUACUUUUCGUUUUCCACAUUCAACUAGUACAUCUAUGCAGUAGAGAAGUGAGGGUGAGUAGUCAUCUGGAUUUUUCAUUUUUAACCUGGUGGAUGAGGUAUUACUAUUAUCACAAUUGCAUAUUGAAGUAGUAAUUUUCGGAACUCUCGUACUUCUUAGACAUAGAAGGAGUGAGAGGAAUUCGUUUUUCUUGUCGAUCGAAUGAAUUCAGUACUGAUUCUGGUAGCUGAUUGACAAUUCAGCAAGAUGAUAUUUAGAUCAACGAACAAGGACAAGAUUAUGAUACGAGACUCCUUUUAGAUUCUAAAAAACUUUAGAAGAAGUAAUAUGAUACGAGACUCGGACUCCUUUUAGAUUCUAAAAAACUUUAGAAGAAGUAGAAUCUUCUGAAAAACCUUGAGCUUGAUUUUCCUCCAGGUUCGCGACGAGUUGAUGCGCAUUAAGCAGCGCUUGCCAAAGCUGAAAUUUGAACUCGAGACGGACGAACAUGUGAAAAUGCUCACCGAUUUUCGAACUGAGGCCUGCGAUUUGCCGCUUCGCCAGUGUCUUGUCAAGCGGGGCAAAGGUUGCCUGAAAUACCACAGUCAGCAACACUUCCGACGAAAACUGCUGCAAGACGACGGUGAAACCCUAGCCUACUUCGAUAUGCUCUGUCGUUUCGGUGACACCUGCCCAUUGAUGGACGACUGCCCCUUCGCGCAUAGCAAAGUACUAUAAUUGACUGUUGUACAGAAUGAGAAUGCUAGUCAACGUCCUCAAGAUGUUACAAGGGAAUGGAAAAUUUGGAUCAUUCUAUCUAUUCUGUGUACUUUCUUUUUCUAUCUUUUUAAUUUUGAGUCUCUCUACAACUGUUGUUGAACAAGAGGAAUGAGUUCAGUUUCUGCACGUUCUCUUUGAAGAUAAAAACUGAAUUUUCAAACUAACUGAUAAUCAACAUUCAUUUCAGACCGAGUUAUUGGUCCAUCCUGCGAAGUACAAGACUCGCUGCUGCGACAGUUUCAAGUGCUUCGACGACAACUGCUGUUUUGUACACGAAGGUGAGGUCGACCGCCGCACAUUCGCAGUGCAGUACUCUUUCGUGACCGAGGCGCAUCCCGAUGACUUUGUCCCUUUGACAGAGAUUCCGGGUCAGGAGCCUUUGGAUAAGCCCAAAGGCGGCAAACUGUGUGGCUCCUUUCCGAACCCGAUGAACUGCGUGUACGGUCCGCGAUGCCGCUUUGCGCACAAAAGGUCCGAGUUGGGAUCUCUGUUGUUCCGCCAAAGCGAGGAGAGCGUCCAGGACGUGACUGACGAAUUCCUUAUCCUGAAAUACAAGACAAAAUGGUGUCCGCAUCUCUACCAGCACAACUGGACCUACUGCGUCUACGCACACAACUACCAGGACUAUCGACGAAAUCCGCAGGUAUACACUUUAGUACACUUUGAUUUAAAUAUUUGAAAUUGAAUGGGGCUAGCGUGCUAGUGCUUCGAGUUAGUAGCUUAAUCUUUUGUGUGAAGCAACAUCGUGACGAAACACUACGACGCCCUUAAGGCAGUCUGCACUGAACUUUUUGCGCGAUUUAUUGUAUUGCAUUAUACUGGAGCUAGGUUUUUCGCUGCAGAGGAAGUUUCUACUCUUAAUAUUUUAGACGUUCUUUCUCGUCGUCUCGCGACUAAACCAUCUUCUCAUCUCAAGUGACUUUCUCUUUUACACCAUCGAUCCACCGCAUCAGAUCGGCUACGGACCUGUGCCAUGCCCGUUCUGGGAUCCGCGCGACACCGCGAAGUCCAAUUAUAACGAUCGUUGCAAAUUCGGAGCCCAGUGUCCCUUCUCGCAUGGUAGCAAAGAGCGCGCGUACCACCCGCUCAAUUUCAAGGUAAUGACCUCCUUCACUUUAAGAUGUUGUGAUUGCCUUUUGAACUAGGACCACUCUGUCUAGAAAAAGAUGCUGAUAUACAACUUUUUCUCAAACUCUUUCCUCGAGCUAACUACUCACCUUUAACAAAAAUAGUAGGCUAAAUAUAAAUAUACGUUUCGACUUCGAGGACACACCACAAAUCAGGUUUCCACAUGUCAAGACAUUGGUCCGAACGAUUGUCGUAAAGAUUGCACGCGUGAACCGUUCUGUGCUUUCUACCACGAUGAGGGAGACAAACGUCCGAUCGUUCCGCACGUGAUGAACUACAGUAAACCUCUGCCACUGGAGAACAUUGUGCAAUUUCUUCAAAAAGACUUCUUCGAAGCAGGAAUCGGGUACUAAGUGAGUGUAUAUGAAACUUUGAGUGUUUUAAUAGUUGGAUGCAGAUGAAAUUAAAUUGAAAGUAUGACGACUAAUGUCAACAUCUGAUAGAUGGUUUUUGACGUUUUUAUUCAAAUUGCUUUUGCUACAGGUCCAAUCCGAAUCGACUAACAUCAUCAUCAUUCAAAUUACUACAAGACUUCCCAAUCGCACCUUCACACCACACCAAGUCUCCCUUUCCACACGACCAGAUACAACCACCAAGCCAAGCGGCUGAGUGAGCAGGACCGUUUGAAGAUUUUGAAGAGUCCAUCCCUUUCCCCAGUGAAGAAGGCGUGCUUGCUAGAUGGCGUGAACUUCGUGCAGCCGAUCAGCAACUUGCGUCCCUUCCGGGACUCGGUGCGGAACAUGGAAAAAGCGGCUCUGCAGAAGGAACUGAAGAACGCCGAGCGUCGCGCAGUAGGUGGCAAGCUCGGCAAGCAAGGACGUCUCUUGGCUAUCGCCGAUGGUUCCCCGACAAAAGGCGGAAAGGAAUACAUGAAAGUUAGGUCCUCCUCUACUCGAAGAUCGUCAUCCAUCUCCUCCAUCUCGAUCUAUCUCCUCCAUCUCCUCCAUCUCGAUCUAUCUCCUCCAUCUCGAUCUAUCUCCUCCAUCUCGAUCUAUCUCCUCCAUCUCGAUCUAUCUCUUGUUGUGACUACCCUGGCUGACCUACCCUGACUGAGUCAGUGAGUAGUAGAUCUCGUCUACUCUGGAUUUCAAGGCAGGUCUAAUCAAGUUAGUAGAACAGAGAGAGUAAGAAGAGGAACUAACUCAAACUCAAGCAGGAGGGAUAUUAAUGACAAUUGACCUGGAUAUUAAUGACAAUUGACCCAGGGAUGCUGAUCGUGAUUGACGUCCGCCUAGUACCUCUUCUACUACCUGUACUUCUAAAAAAAGCGCUUCGCCAGGAAAGGGCGGCAAAGGCAAGGAAGGCACGGGCAAGUCGAAAUCCGAGGGCUAUUUCGGCAAGGAUUACAUGGGCAAGGGCAAAGCUGACAAAAACGGCAUCAAGUUAAGGCUCAAUAUAUUUCAUUUCUACGAGUCAUUUCUCGCAGUUUACCUCUUGGGACUCUGAAGAAAUAGACGAAGGGGCGAAAUGAAUUGCUUUGCGCUCUAAUCAAGGGAGACAUCUUGGGCUACAAUGGCAGUGCAGCUGAUAUGAUGACACCAACAAACAAAGGGACUACAUACAGCAAACUAUACGGCUCAGCAGGCAAGGAAGCAGGAAAAAAAGGUCUGCCGCCGCCGUAUCCGCGAGACAGCAGUGUCAGCAUGUCGGCGAAAAAAGGUAAUUUGAUUUUCGAUGAGGGAUCUUUUUUUAGUUCUUUUAGGCUCAUAUUUAAGUCUUUGUCAUACUUAUUGUUCGGUUCUUCUAUAGGAUUCAUAAUCUAUCCGUGGUUUCCACCGAUCACCAGGUCCGCUAUCGGGCAAGAAAGGCGCUCUCGAUGCCAAGAAAGGGGAUGGGAAGAAGGGGGUGUCUACUUCGCUUCACGAAUAUAAUAAGCUGAAUUUGAGCAGUAGCACGAUUGCGUCGACAGCGGGUGCACAUCAGCAGGCAGCUGAAGGAAUGGCAUUUCAACAGUGGGGUGCAACGUACAGUGAUCCUGUUGAGGCGAAAACAGCACAUCAGCAGGUGCAGGCAGGAGUAGCUGCUUCUAACGAGUACGCGGCCUACUACAACAACCCGCAGUCACCAAACUACAACUCGCACUCACCAACGCAUGGUGGAGACUACAGCAACGCCAAUAACUAUCCGAGCUAUCCUAUCGACACCUCUCCGUUCCAGCAACGUCAAGGCAUGAUGGCCUGGGGCAACCCAAUGGUGCAUGCUGAAGGAGAGAUGACGCAGCCACCGCACGAGGCGCAAUACGCGACGCCACAUCAUCAACAACAUCUUGUUGGAGGAGCAGCGAAUGCAGCGCCGCCAGCCGCGCCACCACAGAACAACCUCUUCGAGCAGGGGAUCGCAGGAACAGGUUCUGUGAUGUCCUCCUCUGCGGAUGGAAGCGCUUCUAUGCUGCAGAUGAUGAGCAAUUUGCAGCGCGAAAUGAUGUUCGGCACUACAACUGGCGCCACCACGACCGAUGCGACUCCGUCCUCUAGCUCUUCUGCCGCUGGCGACUCCGCAUCCGUCAUCCCGUUGCAGCUCCACAAUCCCAUGAUGCAGUGGAACGCGUUUUCGCCUCAUGCUUCGCCAGUCCCAGCAGCCUAUUGGCCAAAAGACCAGAGCGCCGCAACAGUUGGAACGAUGAGCGGUACUAGUCUAUGGUGAUGUAACAGUCUAUGGUGAUGUAACUCCUUUGAAAAAAAAUCUCUUUUGAAGGAGGAAAUAAACGCGGCUAGUCUUAUCAAUCUGUUACUGUUUCUGUGUAUGGACGUCUCCCGACAUCGACUUUUCCUAAAUAAAUGCAUAGAUCUCACGCAUCUAGUUUUUGUAUAUCAGCCGGCUCCUUUUUUAGCAUAGAAAACCGCUGCGGCAACACGUUAAGGCUAAAACUGUUAAGGAAAUGCGCUACCCGUGAUAGCUCAGCAUCACAAUACUAGAUAGCUACGAGGUGGACACGUGCGUGCGAGUGUGUUGCUAGUAGAUAAUUUAAAUGUUCUGGGACUGGGAGUCGAUGAUGAUCACAAUGUUCCGGGGCUUGGACGUAGGGGCGCGGAGUGUAAUUAGGCGUAUAUCCAUGGUUGUAGUCAUUGUGCUAGUAUCUGUCGGGUCGCGGCUUCCAUGAUAGAUUCUAGGCAUUAUACAGAUAAACUAUGGCAUAGAGAGUCCGCGCCGGACCUCUGGUUAUACAGCCCUAGCGCUAGUGUUGACUUUGGGCAUUCUGCUGCGGCUUCCGUGCGAGGGUUUUAAGGUUACCAGUUUAAAAUAGCUAUGGGCCUUUUCUCUGGUGGUGGGUUUAUUUGGGGAACCGGUACCCCAUAGCGAUAGCGAAUAAACGCGUGCACACAACCAGAGAGCUGAGCACUCACCGGAGGCGUUGCGCAGGGCUCCGGCCUGCCUUCGAAGGUGAGACCUUUGGGGCUGACAGGACGACGCUAGCGCCGGCGCUUACUUAGUUUUAUCAGAUAAGAAUAUACUUGAUAGAGGCGAGCCUUAUCUUUUUUCUACCACCUUCCUCUGGUCUUUGUUUUUCUAGUUAGGUCCGUCUGCUCCACCCCAAUUAAUUUACAGACGGAAAUAAGCAGCUCUAAGAAUCAAAUUGACUUACAUGUCUCGCACAUGAUCAUUUUUGUAAAGCAGACUUGCUUCUUACUUUGUUCUUGAACCAACUUCCAGGUACGAUGGAGCAGAUGAUGUAUAGUCAGCAGAUGACCCCGCAAGGUAUGCCAAGUCUGAUACUGCCGUCAUCUACCGGCAACUGAAGACGUGGUGAGGACACGGAAGAUUCAGGAUAUUAUUGUCAGAAAAGGCCAACAUAAUAACCCCGUCCUGGUCAGGUCGAGCCCUUACAAUGAAUGCCGCACCUAGAAGUACGCGGGAGGAAUGUGAUGAAAACACAAGUAAGUGGCUACAUACAACAUGAACAUCAAUCAUCUAAUUCAAACACUGCAUAGUCGAAAGCAAAAUCUUCAUCUUAAGCAAUGAAUGUAUAGAAAAACAUGAAAUACGACUUCAAGAAACUUCUACUCAGCUAUGGAAAACAUCGAAGAUGCUCAUCUAUUAUGGAAAGACAACAAGUACAAGGAAAACGAAAAGUAAAAGGGUUUGAAAUGCAUAUGUUGAAGGUAACGCGCGCCAAAUGCACAUGGAAGAAUACGAAUAUUAGAUACUGAAGACUCAAUUUGGAUCUUCUAGGCAAAUUUGUGAGUGGUUGCGCACGUAUUCGCAUGUGCUAAUAUUAAGUAGUACUAUUUUCUAUUUGUAGAUGAACAAGGUGGAAGUAGUUCGUUGUAGUAUUCAACAACGUGUGGAUAGUUCUGUAGGAGGCUAACAUAGAAGAGGUACGUUGGGUCUUUCUGAAGGACAUCCAUACGAUCACAACAUACUACGCACAUGAUGAAGCGAUGACAUAUAUCUACAUACUACAUAGACAUAGAAGUGCAAUUGAAUUGACAUUGAGUGCAACAUAAACUUGACGAAGUUUAUUUAAGGUUCGAAAUUUAUGGGAAAUCUAUCGACAAGUUAAUCACGACAUAACAUGCUAGAACAUAGUUGCGCAUAGUCCUCAUGUAAGAAACCACUAUUAGGAAAAAGAACAAGUAGUAUAAUUAGUACAUACUAAAAAUGCGUACGUAAUUUUUCUAUCAAAAAGUAAGACCAUGGGAAACAAGCUCAAUCUGUUUAAUCAAUCAGUCUGUUCUUCUGGAAACAUCAAAUUAGACUUAUCUAUCAACACACUAGAAGUAGAACUUUUGUAAACGGGCUGCAUCAGGGAGGUAGGCACACUAUUAAUAAUAACAAUCUACUUCUGCGCAUCAAGAAUUUUAAUAUCGUUCGAGUUCGACAAGUAUUAAGUAUCUAAAUUUACGUAGUAAGUUUAAGUAAAUCAAGCGAUGAGGAAUUUACUUUCUUAUGAAAAAACGAAAUUGUGAUUCAGUAAAUGACUACUGAGCUGCAACACAUAAUCCUACUAGUCAUAGCCAUGAUAUUACAUCGGAGCACGCAUUCAUAGCAAAACACACGGCAUAAACAUGUAUUCUGCAAGAAGCUUGAAGCUGACGACAAACGAACCUGACUCUUCUUGAGGAUGCAUAGUACGCACAGAGUCUUCUAGUAGAUCCAACUAGUAAUAGCGUAGUGAAUUUUUUAGCGAAGUAACUAAGAUAUUCAGUUGCAUGAUUCUGAAAAGCACCAUUCGUCAUAUCAAGCACUCGUCAUAUCGAACACGAACUGCAUAGAAACACAUACAUCUACAUAUUAAAAUGCUAUUUUCGAAGAAAUAAAUCUAUCCCUAACCUAAAAUGUACACUACGACUACACAGCAAUUGGUCCGUAUAUCUUGUACUUUUCCAGAUGAUCACAUGUUGGUCAAAGAUGACUUCCUCCAAUGUGGUUCCUCUUUGUUUCACCAAGGUAACGCAGGGUGGUCUCACCCACGAAGGGAU
Molecule: messenger RNA, 8957 nt
Organism: Amoebophrya sp. A25
Lineage: Eukaryota; Dinophyceae; Syndiniales; Amoebophryaceae
Source: the annotation of a GenBank genome assembly